CAUAUCCGUCAUAUGCUCUUUCAGGAAGUUAUCAGUUCUAAACUUUCCACACAUACUUCAUAUUCCUGUAGCCUCGGUCUUGUUCCCAUGCUCUCUGAACCAGUUAUCAGAAUGGAACUAAAGUCAUCAAUGGCAAACUCCUGCAUUUUGAAGCAAAGUUGAGUGUUGCCUGAUCACCGUGAAGUUUGGCGAGAUGCGGCUCCUUCGGCUUCUGCUGCUUUUUCUUUCUUUCUGGUUGUCACAUUCAGUGUUUAAAAUACCCUUAAAAAUCUUUGCUGGGAAUUUCAACGCGUCUGUACACUUGGACCUCAGGCCUUUGAAACAGAAUGAAGGCGCAGUUCAGAGCGGACUGUCCCUGGCAUCGGAUCCAGCGGGGAUUGUCAACUUUCUGGACAUGAUCAAUAAUUUACAAGGAGACUCUGGGAGAGGUUAUUAUAUGCAGAUGGUCAUUGGGACCCCGGGACAGACGCUAAACAUCCUGGUUGAUACUGGAAGCAGCAACUUUGCUGUAGCUGCAGCAGCACAUCCCUACAUCACACACUUCUAUAACAGAGCACUUUCCAGUACAUAUCAAAGCAUGGAGCGGGCUGUUGCAGUGAAAUACACGCAGGGAGAAUGGGAAGGGGAACUGGGAACUGACUUCAUUGCCAUUCCUCAAGGACCUAGCGGCAGCAUCACCAUCAACAUCGCCGCAAUACUCACUUCAGAUGGCUUCUUCCUACCUGGGAUCAAUUGGCAAGGCAUUUUGGGCCUUGCAUACCCUAUUCUAGCUCGACCUGACCCAUCCGUAGAGCCCUUCUUCAACUCUGUUGUGCGGCAAACCGGUAUUCCAGAUGUGUUCUCUUUGCAGAUGUGUGGUGCAGGAGUCUCUGCCAGCACUGCAGCUGACCCAGCGGGUGGCAGUCUGAUCAUGGGAGGGGUUGAACCGACUCUGUACCAGGGUUCAGUGUGGUACACCCCAGUCCUAGAAGAGUGGUAUUACCAGGUGGAAGUAUUGAAGCUUGAAGUUGGAGACCAGAAUUUAAAUCUGGACUGCAAAGAGUAUAACACCGAUAAAGCCAUUGUGGACAGCGGGACAACUCUACUGCGACUACCUGCAAAUGUGUUUAGGGCUGUGGUGGAGGCCAUUAUGCAAACAUCAUUGAUUGAAGACUUUUCUGCUGGAUUUUUUGAUGGCACAAAGCUUGCAUGCUGGAUGAGAGGGGAGUCACCAUGGAGACUUUUUCCUAAACUCUCAAUCUACCUCAGAGCAACAAACAGCAGUCAGUCAUUCCGCAUCACCAUUCUGCCACAGCUGUACAUCCAGCCAGUUACAGAUAUUGAUGGCACAUUGGACUGUUUCCGUUUUGGGAUCUCCCAUUCGGCCAACGGCUUAGUUAUUGGAGCCACUGUGAUGGAAGGCUUCUAUGUCAUCUUUGACCGUGCACAAAAGAGGGUGGGCUUUGCAGUUAGCACCUGUGCAGAAAAUGGUGGAGUACCAUUAGCGGAAAUCGCUGGGCCUUUCCUAGCUGAGGGUGUGACAUCAGACUGCAUGGGCGGUGCGUCUCUUAGGGAGCCUCUGAUGUGGGUGAUCGUGUACACACUGAUGGGCGUAUGUGCCCUGGUGCUGAUCGUACUCCUCAUCCUGCUCAUACUGCCCUGUCGACGGCACAGAGACGGUGAGAUUACGGACGAAUCUUCAUUGGUGCGUCAUCGCAUCAAGUGACGUCAGGGGUCGAUAGAAGAGCAGGAGGCACCGACUCAGCUAAACGGGACUGAAGAGAACUCUGGCCGGGUAACGGGGUGAACACUUUGCACUGAGAUUUCCCCUGGGAGCUCUGGGUGAGACAGCCUGUUUUCUGGGAGGGAGCUGGAUUCUAGAAUUUUUUAAGGUUGAUUGACUUUUCAGAAAGUAAGAGAACAAAACUACUGAAGGAUGGAGAAAUGAGUAUUAUACAUGUCAAUACUUCACUUUCUCAAUUAAAAAGAAAUCAUGAAAGUACCAUAUUAUGAGUAUUAAUCUGAUGUUGCUGUUGUUGGCUGAAGAUAGAUUAGAUCCAAACAUACAUGCUCAGUUUCUCCAAAGUAUGCUGCUUUUCAUAUUAGUCUUAAAUAUGAUUAUCAAUAUAUCUACUGAGAAUCACCUACAAUAGAGGAUUUGGACACUUAAGACACAAUUAAUAUAUGAAUUUCUUUGCAUUUGAUGAAAAUCAAACCAAGUUGCAUCUGCAAACAAAUAAUGAACCAAUUUUCUAAUUACAUUUAAGUUCACACAGGUGUACUUCAUAUUAGCUAUUGACAUGUUCCACCAACAUUUUACAACCAGUAAGUGUCCAAAUACUUGCAAUUAUAUGUACAAUGUUUUUUGUUGUUUUAAAUAAAUGCUACUUGGUUUGUUAUUUUUUUUAGACAGUCAGACAUUUCGAAGUCUGAUUUAAGUAUCCAAAUACUUUUUGGGGUCACUGUAGUUUGUAAGUUCAUCAUUCAAUGAAGCAAGUCCCGUGUACUGUUCAUAUCUAAAGGAGUUAGCUUCCCUUUAGAUGUCCCAAAUAGUAAUGCAUUUCAGUGAUUCUGCAACCAAAAAUGAUUACAUUUAUGAUCUUGGUGUUUGUAAUUUUUAGUUAGUGUAAUAGAAAUGCCAUUAAGCAAGUGGCUGUUAUGUUGCACUACAUUGUGAAUGUGCAGUAGACAUCCUAUAGAAAUGAAUAGGAAACCAGGAACAAUGUUUAUUUUAUCAGUUUGUUCUCUUUUAAAAUAAUUUUUUUUCCAUCUGGAAUACUGUAAAUAUGUAUCGCCAAUGAUCAGACAUAGCCAAGUAUAAACAUCCUUUGUGUGUAAUUCUAUUUGUUUUUCUCUAAGCAGGAAAAUACUAAUUUGAAGAAAACUUAUAAGGAUAAUAGCAUAAAAGCAAACAGCAUUAUAUUGCAGAGUGUGGUGUAUUAGCAAAUAAAAGAUAUUCAGGGAAAAAGUUUUCUGAUGUCAUAACGUAUACAUAAUCCUUUUAUAUAAAUGCAAUGGGGUUCGGACGUCUAAGACCAAAAGUUCUUCUAUUAUGCAAUUUAUUUACAUAAUUUGAGUGAAAAGCUUAAUUGAAAUAUAAAUAUGAAUUUCAAAUUCCUGAUGUCGCAAAAGAAGUUUGAUCAUGAAAAUUGUGACUGUGGCGACAUUUUUGCAAAACUAUAUUAUGUUGCUCAUUACAUGUGUCGCAGCAGUUCAGAGGAAAAAUAAAUCCUGACAUGCUGAUCAUG
Molecule: messenger RNA, 3227 nt
Organism: Myxocyprinus asiaticus (Chinese sucker)
Lineage: Eukaryota; Metazoa; Chordata; Actinopteri; Cypriniformes; Catostomidae
Gene: bace2
Product: beta-secretase 2
Exons: 9
Coding region: 194-1705 (503 amino acids)
Biological process (GO): membrane protein ectodomain proteolysis; amyloid-beta metabolic process
Cellular component (GO): membrane; trans-Golgi network; endosome
Molecular function (GO): aspartic-type endopeptidase activity
Source: RefSeq, a predicted model, not a curated record